Raphanus sativus (radish) is the source of this 1221-nucleotide messenger RNA. RefSeq names its product truncated transcription factor CAULIFLOWER A. Gene Ontology annotation, cellular component: nucleus. Gene Ontology annotation, biological process: positive regulation of transcription by RNA polymerase II. The record is from RefSeq and is a predicted model, not a curated record. NCBI's taxonomy places the organism in Eukaryota, Viridiplantae, Streptophyta, Magnoliopsida, Brassicales, Brassicaceae. Gene Ontology annotation, molecular function: protein dimerization activity; DNA-binding transcription factor activity, RNA polymerase II-specific; RNA polymerase II cis-regulatory region sequence-specific DNA binding.
UAACUAAUAAUAAUAGCGAAGACUAUUUCGGACGGCCACAACAUAUAGAAAAUUUUUGUGCUUCCACUUUCCCUAAUUGUAUCAUUUGAUACUUUCUCUUUUUUUUUUUCUCCUUCAGAUGCCUUUGAUACACCAUGUUUAUGUAAACUUACAUAAACCCCUUGCGUAACUUUUUUUAUCUAUCUCUACUUUUCUUCUUUAUAAGAGAGAAUCUAGGGUUUUUGGCCUUCUUAUUUCUUUUAACUUUUUUGGUUUCUUGAGGAAGUUUUUGAAGAAAUGGGAAGGGGAAGGGUUCAGUUAAGGCGGAUCGAGAAUAAGAUAAGGAGACAAGUGACAUUUUCAAAGCGAAGAACGGGUUUGGUGAAGAAAGUUCAAGAGAUCUCAGUGUUAUGUGAUGCUGAUGUUGCUUUGAUUGUCUUCUCCCCAAAAGGCAAGCUCUUUGAGUACUCUGCUGGUUCCAGCAUGGAAAGCAUUCUUGAUCGAUAUGAGAGAUGUUCAUUCGCCAGUCAAAAUAUUCCUACACCAAGUUUGGAUUCACAGGGUGAGUGCUCAACAGAAUGUUCGAAGCUCUUGAGGAUGAUUGAUGCUAUGCAAAGAAGCUUAAGGCACUUAAAAGGAGAAGAGGUAGAUGCUCUAAGUAUCAGAGAGCUCCAGGGUCUGGAAGUGCAACUUGAUAUCCUGAAGAGAACUCGCUCAAGAAAGAACCAGCUCAUGGUAGAGUCCAUAGCGCAGCUCCAGAAAAAGGAGAAGGAACUCAAAGAACUGAAGAAACAGCUAACAAAGAAGGUUGAUCAAAGAGAAGACAUUGAGACUCAAAACCUCAGCCAAGGGUUAGCCCCAUUGGCAACGCCACCAUGUGAGCCACCGCACCCGUUGCCCGGACCUAUAUCUCCAAAUCCUCCUUUACCUCUUAGGAACAUCUCGCAAAGGAAUGAAGUUGGAGAAGUAGAUGGUGGAACUCUAAUAAUUCGACCAACGAAUACAACAUUGCCGCAUUGGAUGCCCCGGCUCACUGGAGAAUAGAGGUCGAAAGGCCAUCUUGGUUUGUUAUAAUUUCUCUGUUUAAUUAAUAGAACCAAACCUAUCAGGAAAUAUUUUCGGUUCUGGCAUUGUAAUAACCAGCAUAAGUAAGAUGUCCUAAAGUUUGAAACUUCGAAACGAAUUUAUUAAAAUUGUAUCUCGAAUGUGAUUUUGUAUAUUUUAUUUAAUGAUUGUAGCUUA